CGUGCAAUGAGGAACACGCACAGCAACCACGGCUUACCUUGACUUAUUUAAAUUCGGCUGAUAAGAUCUGACCCUUUCAGUAUAUCAGUACGAUAUACAUGAGUAUACUGUGUCUGUACGCUGUAUAAACAAGGCGCGGUCAUGUCAGACUCCAAGAAAGCUCCCGACAGGGCCACAUGGGGAUCUCAAGUAGAGUUCAUACUAACAUGCGUAGGAUGCGCUGUUGGUCUUGGCAAUGUCUGGAGAUUUCCGUAUCUGGCAUAUAAGGACGGAGGAGGUGCAUUUCUACUGCCGUACUUCUUGAGCCUGUUUGUGUUGGGAAUUCCUCUGUUUGCCCUUGACAUCAACAUGGGACAGUUUGCCAGUGUCGGACCGCUCAAAGUAUGGCGCCUGAGUCCUAUUUUCAGAGGUCUUGGUAUUGCAAUGGUGGCUGUGACAUCAUUCAUCAUGAUAUACUACAGUGUUGUCAUCGCGCAGUUUGUUUACUUCCUGUGUGCGUCGAUGACGUCAGAGCUGCCCUGGAGCACGUGUCUUCAUGAGUGGAAUACUUGUUUCUGUCGCAUCAAUGUCAACGAUACAUCGUACCUGAACAACACCAACAUCAACUGCACUGAUCAGAUUGUUGUUCCACAAAAUGCCACACGGUCACCCAGUGAAGAGUAUUACAAUUUGCAUGUACUGGAAGUAUCCGACGGUAUCGGCUCCGUGGGUAGGAUGAAGUGGGAGCUAGUCCUGUGUAACCUUCUAUCAUGGACUGUGUGCUGCAUCAUCACCAUCAAGGGAAUCAAGUCACUUGGGAAGGUUAUAUAUGUCUUCACUGUCCUACCCUACAUUCUACUGACUGUAAUGCUUGUUCGGGGCCUGACUCUGGAUGGAUAUCUGGAUGGCGUCAAGUACUACAUCACCCCUAAACCAGAACAACUCACAUCUGCAUCUGUGUGGGGCGAUGCAGCUGUGCAGAUUUUUUUCUCAACGAGUACCUGCUCUGGAGCUCUGAUAGCAAUGGCAAGUUACAACAAAUUCAAUAAUAACACCCUCAGAGAUUCAAUUUUGAUACCCCUAAUCAACUGCCUUACAAGUUUCUUUGCCGGAUUCGCAAUAUUCUCUGUGCUCGGUUUUAUGGCGCAUACGAAAGGUGUGGAGGUGGAGGAGGUGACAGCACAAGGACCCGGUCUGGUGUUUGUUGUGUAUCCCGAAGCUCUGUCUAGGAUGCCGAUUCCACCUCUGUGGUCCAUCCUCUUCUUCAUCAUGCUGAUCACCCUAGGAUGGAGCUCAAUGAUAUCUGGAGUAGAGUCCGUACUGACAUCCGUCAUCGAUGUGUUCCCUCAAUUGGCACAGGGCAGAAAUAAUUAUCUGUUUCGAAUUGGUGUAUGUUUGCUCGGCUUUCUUCUCGGCCUUCCUCAAGUAACGCAGGGUGGAAGCUAUAUCCUAAACCUGAUGGACACAUUUGUAGGCGGAUUCCCACUUCUUAUCAUUGGCCUUGUUGAGCUUGUGGCCGUCAUAUUUGUAUACGGUAUCCGUCGAUUCAAAGACGAUGUUCGGAUGAUGAUUGGGACCCGGAUGAACAUAGUGGCAACCAUUGUGUACUACUACUUCCUGUUGUGCUGGUGUUUCCUCUCCCCAGUGUUGCUGGUGACCGUCCUAGUCUUCAAGAGCAUGCAGUACACCCCUAUUACAGGGCCGGGCUAUCCAGAGUGGUCCGAAGCCCUGGGGUGGCUGAUAGUGGCGGCUAUCCUCAUCUCUAUACCCGCAUGGUAUUGUGGCUAUUUCUGCUUCAAGGGAGGAUUCGAGUUAUGGUGGAAUCUCAACAAACCACUUGAUGAAUGGGGGCCGAGGCUGGAUGAAAACAAACAUGGAAGAUACAGCCCAGGAUUUGGAAGUCCGCUAGCGACGCUGGAGAAUGUUUCUGUGGGUUCCAACAAGAAGGGUGGUGGAUUGAUCAAUGGUGGCUAUGAAGAAGGGAAAAGCAGAUUUUAGAAUGAUGAUCACCAGGACAUUUGCCAACAUGAUACACCCCGGGCCAUUUGUUUACAUGAUACACUCCGGGCCAUUUGUUUACAUGAUAAACAUCGGACCAUUUGUUUACAUGAUACACACCAGGCCAUUUGUCUAAAUGAUAAGUACCAGGCUAUUGUCUACAUGAUAAACAUCGGGCCAUUGUUUACACGAUAAACACCAGGCACCUGCAACACCUCUUCAUCGCAAUUCAUGUAUCCAUGUACAGACUAUAGCCUGCUUCAAAUUAGAACGUGCCAUGCAUUUGUCUUUACACAAUGAGUUGCUCAGACUGGGUGUUUUGUCAAAUUGAUUUCUGAUCCUAACUACACUUAUAAUAAUUCGAAACUUGCUUCUGUUUCCUUUGUCAACUUGUUAACGCCACCCUCAGCAAUCGUCCAGCUAUUUCACGGUGGUGUGCAAAUAUCGCUGCCAGUUAUUGUAAAACAAUAAUGAUUUCAAAAUGAAAAAAAAUCAAGAGACUUGGAUAUACAAAUUGAUCAAUGAACCUAGCCCGCGUGCGACGUUUUGUGACGUUUUGUGAAUAUUUCAGUAUACGACGUUUCCGUUUGAAGUCAACUAAUUAAUAUUAAUAAAGAUAUAGGUUUAAUGCCAACUUCA
Haliotis rufescens (red abalone) is the source of this 2616-nucleotide messenger RNA. RefSeq names its product sodium- and chloride-dependent glycine transporter 1-like. Lineage: Eukaryota; Metazoa; Mollusca; Gastropoda; Lepetellida; Haliotidae. The transcript has 15 exons. The record is from RefSeq and is a predicted model, not a curated record. Gene Ontology annotation, biological process: sodium ion transmembrane transport. Gene Ontology annotation, cellular component: membrane. The coding region runs from base 142 to 1977 and encodes 611 amino acids.